This is a messenger RNA of Patella vulgata (common limpet), 3999 nucleotides long. RefSeq names its product E3 ubiquitin-protein ligase DCST1. Gene Ontology annotation, molecular function: protein binding. Bases 60 to 2534 code for a protein of 824 amino acids. The record is from RefSeq and is a predicted model, not a curated record. The transcript is spliced from 4 exons. NCBI's taxonomy places the organism in Eukaryota, Metazoa, Mollusca, Gastropoda, Patellidae. Gene Ontology annotation, cellular component: membrane.
CGCAGUAGUUGAAGUUGUAGACAGAUGACUAGAGGAACAGGAGUUAUAGCAAAACGACCAUGUAUCUGGCUAUUUAUGAUUAUGAAACUCAAAAUAUUGGAGACAUCGCAUUAACGAAAGGGGAUCAAAUAGACAGGGUUAAGGAUGUCGGGUGUGGGUGGAUGAUCGGUCACAAUAUUACAACUAAUAUGACGGGACAUUUUCCAGCUGCUUAUGUUCAACUGUCUUCUGAGUGGAAAAGGAGAUUGACCUCGAUUACUUCUAGAAAAAAGAAUUCUCCGAAAAACGACACCACUGCCCAAAUGCCCAAGAGGACAAUUCCAGUUCCCGUGAACGAAAAACAUAACAUGGAACCAAUAAAAGACCAUAUUAUGUUAAAAUCAUCAGAGAAGGAUAAUCUGAAAAGAAGAUCAGACACCAAGUUAGUUAAAGACAAGCUUCAUCCUUUGGAAAGAUUUCGGAAAAAAAUCACACCACAAGACAAAAUUAAACGUCGCCGACUGAAUGUGGCUUUAGGAUUUGGUACCGGAUUACUUUUAGGAACAGUCCUCUUCUUUGCAUUGUUUUACAGUUUCCAUUACACUUUGCUGGUAUCUGGAAUCAUAACUGGAGUAUCUACUUUUCUUCUUUGCGUUGGGUUGGCCUUUUCAAGUCGGUGUCGGUGUAUCAUUUUAUUGGUAUUGCCAAGUCUCGCUACUGGAAAGGGUCGAGCUGCAUUCUUGUCCCUUAUAACUGGGUUUCUCCUCAUGGGACCAGUGAUGAACAUUACACGGAAUGCCAAUGAAGUUGCUGCUAGUAUGGCAUGUAUUACAGAACUAGCCUACAACCAGAGUCAAGUACUACAAGAUGCACUCAAGAAACCAUUAGAAGAAGUUGAGGAGCAGGUAAAAGAGGGCGUUGAAGUCGUAAAAGCAUAUGCUUCUGAGAUAACACGGGAACUUGACAAAGCAAGAAAUGCAUUAAUGUCUGCUGAAAAUACCGUGACAGAUGUGGUAAAUGGUUUUAAAAACAAAUGUGUUUCGAGUGUCAAUUCCGGAUUAAACGAGUGCAUGAGAGGUUCUAAAAAACUUAAACAAGAUUGCCACCGUUCUCUUGAUCCCUUCAAAAUGGCAACGAAAGAUGUUAAAAAUCUUGUCAAUACAGUAACGGACUUUUUCCGUGGACGUCGUCGAAGAGAUGCGUUUUCUACAAAUGGUUAUCUUGACCUUAACAGAACAAAGCGUCAGUCGGGUGGUAUUGGACGAAUAUGUGAUAUAUUUUUCGUUGGUGAUCAGAUUUGUGGCGCGUUUAAAACUAUCAAUGUAUGUUCAAUCGUAUCAUUUCCAAAAGAUAUAAUUAGUGGCGCAUUUCGAAUUUUUAACGAUGCAUUUAAGUUUUAUGCCGAGUUGCUCGACGUAGAUUUUAUUAGUUCUGGGCAGAUUGACAGUGGGGCAAAUGCUUCACAAUCAGCCGCCCAAAUAAUCAGUAAUAUCCGAUCUGAGUUAAAAUCUAAAAUAGAUAAGGCCACAUACUACAUCAAUAUUCUAAAUAGAGUGGUAUCAUUAUCCGUAAUUCUGCUUAUUAUAAACGCCUUUCUGUAUGAAAGGCAGUACCUAUCCAAAAUAUCAUUUGAUAAUUUCUAUAUUACAUCUUAUUUUAAAAUUAUUGAUCGGCAACGAAAGGACAAUGGUAAAAUAUCCAUAUUGCCCCUAAAAAAGAAAGAAAGAAAAAUUUACACUGAAUCGCGAUCCUUUAAGAUGUCUUCAAUUGAAUUAACCAGAUGCAAAACGGGGUUAGCCCAGGUCCUUCUGCAUGCUGUGAUGUGUGUUAUGUUGGUGCUCUUUGAUUAUUUGCUUUAUUAUAUACUAGAUCUUCUCAAUCGUCAUGGCGAUGUUCAGUUCGUCUUUACUGGGCAGUCCAAACUCAACAUUCAGAUCACUGGAAAAGGACCGAUUGCUUUGCUAUUUAAGACUCUCACGGGCGAUAUUCGAGUAUCUCAGACGUACAAUUCGGUCGUUGAUAUAAAUACCUGCCUACCCAAACCCAAGGAUCCGAAUUUCUCUUUUCUCUACGUUUUUGGGGGACUUUACAUGGCCGCCCUGUUGCUUGUUUUCCUUCAAGGUUAUGGUAAACGAUUAAUGUAUUUUAUCGCGGCCUUUUUCUAUCCCGAGAAAGAACAACAGAGGGUUAACUACCUCUACCGAAGAAUUUUAGUUAAGAGGAAAGUCUUCCUUAAAGAAGCAAAACAGAUGAUUCUCUCUAACGCAGUUGGUAGCAAUUUUGAUGAUGGACAUAAUUUAUGCGGAGGGCUUGCUUCUCGAUUUCCAUUUUGUAGAAAAUCGAACAAAACCUGUACUAACUGUGAAGUGUCAAGUGAAGAUAUCAGUGCUUGUAGAAAUGAGAAAUGUGGCGCAUUUUAUUGUGAGGAAUGUUUUGUAGAAUUUGGCAGGAGUUGUCCUUUAUGUACAAAUGAUGAAGACGAUGAAGAUGUAUAUGAAGUACUUGGCCUACGUGAGAAAACAACUAGGGCGGUGAAAUCACCGGAUUUACCAUGAAGUAGGGGUAUCCUGUAUUGUAAACGAUUUUGAUUAUUUGGCGCUAGGAGUAAUAGGAUACGCCUACUUUAUGAGGUUCACUCACACCUGUCAGACCAUAAGAUAACUAAUUCUGAUAAUUUCAAAUGAAAAACAUUUUUAAAGGAAAAAAAACGAACCAUCAAUUCGCCGAUGUAUUAUUAUAUGAAUACUAUUUCAGAGAAACAAACUAAUAUACUAUUGCAUUUGCUUUCGUAAUUAUAGGCCUAAUGCAUUUUAUCUGGUUGAUGUUAAAGAACCACAUUGCCCUUUAGUAUCGAUGUUACACUAUUUAAUCCCAAUUGUAACCAUAAAGUAUGUAAUGUUUAAACUUUUCGAUUGAUAUUUAUGUUGUUAUUGCUCUUGCUUCAUUAAUUUUGUUCAAUUUUUGUUAUUUUCAUGCAAACUGGAUGAAGUGUUUAGCCCAAGUGGAUGAAACUGGUAGUGGUUUUAUCACUAAGAUAUGGUUCCAUAUUUAAGAAUAAAAAUAGUUAGAACUCAUUGACAUUGAAUACCGCUCGGGUUAUUCAAUAGUUCAAGAGCGAAUAUCCCUGCGCAAGUAUUCCACGUUAUUCACCAAUAACGUUAAAAUUCAUCAUAGGUUCCGCCCUUUUUUAUACGCCCACAUUUUUAUGUGGACGUAUAUUAUUGUCGUCGCCCCUAACCCCUAUGAAGGUUGUGGACCCUCCAAAGAUCACAAUUUUCUUCUGAUUUUGAUAAAACUUGAAAUGUAAGUUUAUUACCCAAAGAUCUUGGAUUCUUUCGAUAUUCGCGCGUAUCGGAUCGUAACUUCCUGAAUUAUGGCCCUUGAUUGUACAAAAAAAUCACGUUUUUAGCUUGCGGUCCCUGUAGAGGUCACAAUGUUUAUCCGAUUUUAAAAAAAACCCAAGAAACGUGUGAAUAUAUCAUCAUUACACACGAAGAUCUUGGUUCCUUUUGAUAAUCAUCACACAUAUCCGAACGUACCUUCUUGGAUUAUGGCUCCUGAUUAUUUGAAAAAUUGCAUUUUUAGCUUGCAGAUUUUCUAGAGAUCUCAAUUUGUUUCGCCGAUUUUAAAAACCGUUUGAAUAUAUCACCAUUCCACCAUAAUGAAGGUUGAAUUCGGAUUUCUGGAAAAAUCAAAAUGAAACUGCCCGACAAAAUGGCCGCUCUCUGUAGGCCAUUUGUGUAAAAGUAUGCAAUACGAAGGCUGUGGACCCUCUAGAGGUCACAAUUUUUAUCCGAUUUUGAUGAAACCAAAAACAGAUCUUUAUUAAUAUAUCACAAAGAUCUCAGUCCCUUUUGAUAUUUGCGAAUUUCAUACCAUAACUUUCUGGAUUAUUGCCCCUGAUUGUACAUAAAAUCCUGCUUGACAGCCGUUGUUUCUUUCUUUUUUUAAAAAAAUUGUAGUUUGAUAGUAGUGACGUCAUUACAGUUUGACGUAAUUCUGAAAGUGACGCCAUUCAUU